UAGCCUCCUUCCCAAUAGUGAGGAGCUCAGUGGCUUUAUUCAAGAUAAUAAUUCUGACAUUGUCAUUGUUACAGAAACGUGGUUAAAGCCCGAGAUAAGUGACAUAGAAAUUUCCCCCCUAACUUAAUGUUUAAUAUUUACCAAUGUGAUUGGUCCGCACAGAGAGGAGGUGGUGUGCUAAUAGCGGUAAAAAAUGCAUUUCUUCCUUUCAUAUUACUAUCAGCUCCAAUAUCGAGGCUACUUUUGUUUGUGUUACAUCGUCCUGCACAAAAACUAUUAUCGGUGUCUGCUACCGACCUCCGAUUAUAGCAGCAUGUUUUUCCACGAGCAUCAUUCUCUGCUGCUUGAAAUCAAUAGCGGUGCCCAAGAUCAAAUGUCUUAGUCUUUGGCGACUUCAACUUCCCUAACAUAGAUUGGUUUAGUAACAACUAGUGGGUCCAGUGAAGCCAGGGAUUUUCUCGAUCUAUGCUUAAACCAUAAUCUCACCCAAGUCGUCGACAAACCUACACGUGAAGACAUCCUUGAUCUUAUUCUAACGACGUCCCCAGACCUGGUGACAUCCAUUAGCCAAAGGAAAGGUUUUAGCAACCACAAUCUGCUGACCGUGGAGUUAUCCUUACCCAUCCAUUAUAGAAACCCAUCCUCAAAAAUGAUCAAGGACUACUCCAAAGCCAAUUUCGACGCAAUGAACAGCAAUCUUUCUGCAAAUCUGCCUUUGCAUACUGCCAGUUUUUACUCUAGGGCUGGCUACUUUAAGAACAAGUUAAAUAAUCUCGUUGACCUGUUUGUACCCUCUGUACAUAUACGGAGCGAUGAUUGCAACCCAUGGUAUAACAAAGCAUUAAGGUCCCUCAACAAAAAGCGAUUGUUUGGAAGAGCAAGGCAUCUAGACUGCGACGCUGCCUGGGAUGCAUACUUUUUGUGCCUUAAGACCUACUCAGAACCUUCGUCUGGCUAAACAUAAGGUUCUUUAUUGAGGAUCUUUUUGGUAUCCUGCAUAACAACCCUAAAAAAUUCUGGAAGAUAAUAUCCCCAGGGUUCGCACAGACCCUUGAAAUCCUUAAAAGUCCUUGAAUUUGAUAACAUUAUUUCAAGGGCCCUUGAAACUCCUUAGAUAUAAGUGAGCUCCUUGUAAUCCUUGAAAAUUUCGUGGACUUUGCUUCAAUAUAGCAAAUGAAUGACGUAUUUCCGUAAGUCGCACUGAUUUCAAAAACGCGUUUACUGAGGAAUGUUCGCGAAAACAUGUAGUCUUGACAGGAGAGCAAUAGCAGCAAGUUUCGGUUUCGAAACCGGCAGCGCCUGCGUCUUCUGGCAACAAAUGCGAGCCAGAAAUCCAAUCCAAUCCAACGCAAGUUAUAGUAACGGUCGGUCGGUCGGUACUCGGUCCGUGCGUCGGCCUCGCGCAUCAUUUCUCGGCGAAAGUUCGCAUUUGUGCUGUGUGCAAUGCCUGCAACUUUACUUUGACAGGAUGCCAGGCAGAAAGUGCAAGUUUCAGUCUGCAUGGCUGGAGCACAGCGAAUAUCGUCACUGGGUGAGGCCGGAGACAAGCGACUCUUAUCGAGCGAAGUGCGCAGUAUGUCAGAAGUCGGUCGACAUUGCAACAAUGGGGGAGUCGGCGUUGAAGAGCCAUCAGAAAAGUGCCAAGCACCGAUCCAAAGUUGCGGCAGGCGAGGGCUGCUCUUCCGUCACGAGUUUUUUGCAAGCGGCAAACGCCACAAAAACGACUUCUCAGCGGGAAAACACGGAAACAUCCUCUCGAGCUGCGACCCUUGACGAAGACUGCAGAAGGCAUGACUCCGUGAUUGAAGCCGAAAUUUUGUGGACGAUGAAAGUUGUGUCUUCACACUACUCAUACAGCUCCAGCGGAUCAGUUUCCGAGUUGUUCCGAAAGAUGUUUCCGGAUAGCGAUAUCGCGAGAAGCUUCACUUGUUCAGAAAAAAAAUGCGCGUACGUCGCGUGCCAUGGUCUGCGCCCAUUUUUCGCUUCUCAAGUCUUAGACAUGAUGGAGAAAUCUGAACAUUUUGUUGUCCUUUUUGAUGAAACGUUAAACGAAUACCUGCAAAAGAAACAGCUUGAUGUUCACGUGAGACUGUGGAACAAUUCUGAGGUGACAACAAGGUAUGCGACAUCGGCAUUCAUGGGCCACAGCACAACGGACCUCACGAAGAAUUUGACGAAAGCGCUGGCGUCCUUUCCGAUGAGCAAAAUUGUUCAGCUUUCCAUGAAUGGCCCCAAUGUCAACUGGAGCCUUUUCCACAAGUUCCAGCAGCACAGGAAAAAUGACUUUCAAGUUCAGUGUUUGGAUAUUGGAUCAUCUGGCCUUCACACAGUGCAUAAUGCCUACAAAGCUGGAAUGCAUGCAACAGGAUGGCCAGUUGACACAUAUUUGUCCAGCUUAUUCUCACUCUUUCAUGAUGCACCGGCCAUGCGAGAAGACUUUAUUCGAGAGACAGGGAGCAGUGUGUUUCCACUUCCUUUUGUAUCUCACCGUUGGAUCGAGAACGUGCCCGUACUGGAAAGAGCCCUGGCCACAUGGGAGCACUUGAAGCAAUACACUGAAGCAGUGAGUGGCCGCAGGCUGCCCAUGCCAAAAUGCAGAGCAUAUGAAAACGUCAGUGCUUUUCUAAAUGACCAGCUUGCACUUGCAAAAUUGAACUUUUCCCUGAAUGUUGCCAUGGUUGUGCAGCCUUUCCUGACUGUUUUUCAGAGUGAUUCUCCUAAGACGUUUUUGCUGGCAAAAGAACUUGUAAGUGUUCUGAGGAGCCUUCAGUCAAGGUUCGUAAAGUGCUCUGUAAUGACAGAAGCCACCAGCAUCACGAAGCUGCUGCGAGUUGAUGUUGAAGAUGCUGCCGUUUACACAGAACUUGAAAAGGUGGAUGUUGGACGUGCAGCUGAGAUUUUGAAAUGCUGCAAAGCGAGCGCCAAGUGUAUGCUUGAGUUUAGGUACGAGUGCCGGAAGUUCCUUGUGAACAUGAUCCUGAAAGUCAUGGAGAGAAGUCCCCUGAGGUACCCUGUCGUUUGUGGGUUGUCAUCUUUCGACCCCACAGAGAUGUCCAAGACAGACACGUGCCUUGGGAAGCUAAAAAUUGUGCUUAACUGCCUAAUCGACAAUAAGCUUCUCUCUGAGCACAAACGUGACAUUGUGUGCACACAGUACAUUCAAUUUUGUCUAGAAAAACGGCAUGAACUACAAAACUAUGAAAAAGAUCAUGAACGUCUUGACAGUUUUUUCGUGCGGCUGCUGAAGCACGAUGCUUCAUUCUCGCAGUUAUGGGCUGUGGUGAAACUACUUCUCCUCCUGAGCCAUGGGCAGGCCUCAAUGGAAAGAGGCUUCAGCAUCAACAAGCAGGUUGCGGUCGAGAAUUUGGCAGAGCUGUCGUAUAGUUCUCAACGAGUUAUCUGCGAGGCUGUGAAAAGCCAUGGUGGCCUGCUGAACGUUCCGAUUUCAAAAGAGUUGAAGGCGUCAGUGCGCCAAGCCCGGCAUAGGUACGCUGCAUACCUAGACGAACAAAAGAAACAAGCACUGUCACGGCAGGCAGCUUCAAAGAGAAAAGAACUCGAGCAAGAGCUCGAUAAGAUGCACGGAAGGCAGUCAAAGCUUCAAAAAACUCUCAAGUGCCUGCUGGAAUCUGCGGACCGUUUUUCGGAAGAAGCUGAAGCGAAAAACGACCUUACCUACUUAGUCAAGGCAAACAGCUUUCGUCGAACUGCUAAAGAAAAGGAGCUGGAGAUAGCUUCUGUGGAAAAAGAAAUCCAUGCAAAAACUGCGCUGCUUCCAUAAGUCUUGUAAGCAAAUAAAAUUUUGCUAACACUCCUUGAAUUUUGCCAUUUUUCAUCCUUGAAAUCCUUGAGUUUUCAGUCAAAUAUCCUGUACGAACCCUGUAUCCCCUAACUCUCGCUCCUCCUCUAUCCAGCUAACCAACGAGGACGGGUCCCCAAUAUCUGAAGCGGACCGUGCCACAGUAUUAAACAACUAUUUUUCGUCUGUGUUUACAUUAGAAGACGCCGACGUCCCUAUACUGCCAGCACUACCGUAUGAGUCAAUGGAACCUAUUGACAUCUCAUGAGCUGGAAUAGCGAAACUUCUUGACAACUUGAAAUUGACAUCUUCUGGAGGACCUGACGACAUCACCCCCAAAAUUCUUCACUACACCAAAGCAAUAUCCAGCGAAUUUCUCUACUUAAUAUUCUCGCAGUCCUUAUCGCAGCGAUGCCUACCAUCCGACUGGAAACUGGGUAAGGUCGUUCCGGUCUUUAAAAAUGGGGAUCGUUCUUCGGCGUCGAACUAACGCCCUAUAUCUCUAACCUGCGUAGCCUCAAAACUCCUAGAGCAUAUUAUCUACUCAAACGUAUCUCAUCUUGAGAGUAAUAACUUCUUUUACAACAAGCAACACGAUUUUCGUAAGGGACUGUUUUGUGAGACGCAACUCGUAGAAUUCACCCACGAGUUAUACACUAAUUUUGAAUCCAACCACCAAACUGAUGCCCUAUUUUUGGACUUUUCAAAGGCUUUCGACCGCAUUGCUCACUGUCACCUGCUUGCCAAACUUUCAUGGCUCGGAAUUGACCCUCUCAUUCUCUCCUGGAUCCAGGAUUUCCUCUCCUCUCGCACUCAAUUCACCACAAUUAAUAGUUCCUCAUCCACCCGCACUGAGGUUACUUUGGGAGUUCUCCAGGGCUUGGUUCUUGGUCCCCUACUUUUUCUGAUUUUUAUUAAUGACAUUCCAGGCAAAAUUUCCUCUAACUUCCGCCUUUUCACUGACGACUGCAUCUUAUAUCGAAGGAUAGCUUCUUUUGAAGACCAUCUUUUGCUUCAAAUAGACCUGGACGAAAUCCAGGCAUGGUGCACCAGGUGGUUAAUGAUGCUAAACAAAUCUAAAUGCAAGUUAUUCCAGUUUUCACGAAAAUGGCAGGGAUCUCAGUUCUCGUACAAGUUAGAAAAUAACUUGGUCGAAGACGUCCCGUCCUAUAAAUACCUCGGUGUGACUCUUACUACUGAUAUUACCUGGAACGCCCACAUCGAGCUUACAUGCGCCGAGGCGUCUCGCUGCCUCGGUUGCGUAAGACGAAACCUGAAAUCGGCUCCCCCAUUUGUGCCAAAAUUGGCUUAUAAGACAUACAUUCGACCCAAAUUGGAAUAUGCUGGGGCCAUUUGGAGCCCUCACCAAAUAUACUUAUUAGAUCACCUCGAGGCAGUCCAGAACCGCGCUGCCAGGUUUAUUUUGAAGAAAUACGAUUGGUCGGUUAGUGUAUCCGCCCUAAAGAGCGAACUGAACCUUCCUUUACUAAACGUCCGCCGUAAGAUAGCGACUCUGUUUUUUUCACAAAAUUUACAACUACCUCCCUGCGCUCCGAGACCCGCUCCUCCUACCUCCCAGGCGAUCAUAGCGGCUAAAUCACCCGUGUCACGUUUCUCGCAUGUCAGGCAGCACAUCCUAUUAUAAAUCCUCCUUCUUCCCUCGUACUAUUGUAGACUGGAACGACCUACCCUCACUUAUUGUAACCUAAACGGAUCCCACCGCAUCUCGCAACGCUCUUUGUGCUCAUUUCUGUUAAUCCCACUGUGCCUUUCUAUUUGUUUGUCUUGUACUUUACUGGUUGCCAUGUAUCAAUGUUUUCAUCCCCUUACGCUCCCCAUGUACCCAGACUAACUUCUGUAUUGCCGUUGCUCGUGGCAAUGUUGUUUUGCAACACCCCAUGUACUCGCAUAUGUCGUUACUGUUUUAUGCUCUCGUGUUAUGUACCCUUUCCUUACGUAAUGCCCUCAAAAUAAAUAAUCUCGAAUAGUUUCGUCCCAUCGCUGGUCUUGAGGCAGCCAUGGCUGUGUUCCAGCCCCGACUGAUUCUUCAAGUACACUAUCAAGCCAACUUAAGUUUAUAUUGGUUGUGACAUUAGGGUGAUCACACACACACACACUUCUGCAAUAGAACUGUGAUAAACAAUAAAAACAAAAACACAAGUUUGGGAGACAAGGGUAAUAGAAAAUUUAAUAAGAAACUGUUCGCAAAUAACACUUCCUCUCAGUUUUGCGUACACUUUCAUUGAAGAAAACUGCUUGGGGAGCAUAA
This is a messenger RNA of Ixodes scapularis (black-legged tick), 6068 nucleotides long. RefSeq lists its product as uncharacterized. The transcript has a single exon. The record is from RefSeq and is a predicted model, not a curated record. The coding region runs from base 1229 to 3781 and encodes 850 amino acids. NCBI's taxonomy places the organism in Eukaryota, Metazoa, Arthropoda, Arachnida, Ixodida, Ixodidae.